Molecule: messenger RNA, 531 nt
Organism: Macrosiphum euphorbiae (potato aphid)
Lineage: Eukaryota; Metazoa; Arthropoda; Insecta; Hemiptera; Aphididae
Source: the annotation of a GenBank genome assembly
AUGUCAACGUCGGACAACCAGAACGAGACCCAGUCCAGACUCUAUUUCCUCAACGAACAGUUACAGAAAAUGGUCCAUGAGUUACCCAGAAAGUACCAGCAGCGCAUACCCAACGAACUUCUGUGCGAACUCACCGAAUGUCUGUUGGACAAAACGCUGUAUUCAAUCGUCAAGGAACUGACCGAUAUUCAGCACGUGACAGAGAAACAAAUGUUUCAAAAACGGUUAGAAAUGAUCAAUAAGCAUUCCGUUGUCAUACAAAAACUACUGAAGUCAGAUAUGGUUCAGCCGGGCAAGACCGAGAUGAGGCUGAAACUUCAAGCAGAGCACAGAAAAAACUUGAGAGAAUUUGAUAAGAGGAUAGUGACCGAACUUGACGAAAAGCGACGAGAGCAACAGAAUACAUUGCACAUGGCUGGUGUACCAGGAUUUGAUGUCACAGACGAUGCUGGUCGUAUUCAAGUACAGAUACGUUUAUGUGAUUUCAUCAUAAGAUUGAGCCUAAUUGAUAAAAAACCUGAUGAAGUUUAA